CCCUUCGGCAGACGUUCGUGCUUGUCUGUCCAUGUGAUCAUCGCCUCCCGGAGCUGCGUGAUUUCACAUUGGACAGCCUUUUGGAGCAUUUUUCUAGCCGAGCAGUGCAUCGGAGAAUACAAGAAGAUCGCAUCACACCGUAAUAUCAUUGCACACGUCAAAGACGUGGCUUCAGUUCACAAUAUGAGGGACAUCACGACUGUAGAAAUCUUGGAGCUGUAUGGAUUCUUCGAAAGUCCAGGGUUUUUCAUUUCUGUUCGUGCGCCUGCACCCACUGGCACCGCCGCCUAG
This is a messenger RNA of Suillus subaureus, 291 nucleotides long. RefSeq lists its product as uncharacterized. Lineage: Eukaryota; Fungi; Basidiomycota; Agaricomycetes; Boletales; Suillaceae. The transcript has a single exon. The record is from RefSeq and is a predicted model, not a curated record. The annotation marks the transcript as partial.